Molecule: messenger RNA, 3420 nt
Organism: Olea europaea var. sylvestris
Lineage: Eukaryota; Viridiplantae; Streptophyta; Magnoliopsida; Lamiales; Oleaceae
Product: U-box domain-containing protein 5
Exons: 3
Coding region: 1198-3126 (642 amino acids)
Biological process (GO): protein ubiquitination
Cellular component (GO): cytoplasm; nucleus
Molecular function (GO): ubiquitin-protein transferase activity
Source: RefSeq, a predicted model, not a curated record
GCACUAACAGGAGAUGCUAUACUGUCGAGAUGUAAAAAGUCGAGGAACUUAAUAGAACAAAGUCUUGGCCAACUUCAAAAUAUGGUUCCCGUAAUUCUGGCUGCAACGGUCCAACUUUUCCCCCAUUCUCUCCUCCCUACUAAAAGAGGGAGAGGCGGGCUUGAAAGAAAGGAAAAUGUUACAGAUGCGGGUGCCUUCUAGGAUCUCAGGAGGAAUGCUGAAAGACAUUGGAGAGCCUCUUUUCCUGAUCAGGCUAUUUGUUUCUGUUUUUCCAUGGAUUACCAGAAAAACCUAUCACUUUCAGGUUGUCAAUGAUUGUGGGGUGGGUGGAAUUAGGGGUGGCAGUUCGCCUCCAAGAUCUUCGGGAUACUCCAUCUACUGUUGAGAACUUAACUAAUUCUAGGAUACAUGAACUUUUCCUCCACUCCUUGAUUUUUGAAGAACUCCAUGAUGCUACUGAGAGUUUUACUAAUUCUAGGUUACAUAUGAGAAGUAGGGCCUCAAAAGUUUGAAAAGUUGGUUGCCCCAUGAACUCUAUCUCUCUCACGCACACAUUCAUGCAAAACUGUCAUUUUUCUAGUUGAAUAUUUUUUAUCUACAUCAUAGGUAGUUUAAUAACUCUCCGUUAAUAUAAUUUAUUUAUUAUUAUUAUUAUUAUUUUGCAUUUGUUCUUGCUCAAUUCAUCCUUUCUUUCACUUUCUUUUGAAGCUUAUGAAUUACUCAGAAAACGAAAGUCCAUUCUUUCCACAUUGCAACUUUUGGUCCAUUUUGUCUGCUGUUUGUGUUUAGAUUUUUUUAGUGAGAAGUUUGUGCAAUCGAAUGUGUUUCUUCUUUAAUGCUGUAGGAUCAUAUUUGCAGUUUCAUCUGCCCAAAAUAUUUAGUAUGACCACAAUGCUAAAGCAAGUAGCUCAAUUUAUAGCUGCAUAAGUCCAAUUUCAUCAGGCACUUGAGCACCUUUUACAUUCAAUAUUUACUUAUAGAUUUCUAGAUGUUGAUGUAGUUGAAUUAAAAACUAUGUUUUAAGGUGGGUAUGUAAUAAUAGUGCCUUCCUCUCUCCCCCACCCCAGGCUUCCCUUUAUCCUAUGAUCUGCCACUGGCCCCACUAUAAUUGAGAUCUCUUGUAAAUUCCUUUAAAUAAGUUGUUGAUUCUCCUCCAGUCCCCUCUCUUUUUUCAUGCAUUCUUGAACAACCGACAAAAUGAGUGUUGUGAUACAGUUGAUUAACUAUUGCAAGCAGAUUUCUGGAAUCAUUUCUGAUCUUAGGAGCUCAACAUUUUGUUUGGAUCCAUCUGAAGAGGAGGCUGGGAAGGUUUUGCGGGAAUUGCUUCAUAGAUAUGGUUCUACAACUGAUUCAAUGGAGGACGAUACCCUUGGCUCUAUUCGAGUGGUUUCCUUGAAGCUUCAUAUUAUGUCCCAGAAAGCUCUUUUGAUAGAGAAAAGAUCCAUAAAAAAGUUGCUUGACAAAAUUGGCCAAAGUGAUUCAGCUAAGAGGAAGAUACUAUUAUUCUUUUUGAAUCUUCUUUAUAAAUACGGAAAUGAUAUUAUCAGAGAGCAAACAGACAACAGCGUUAUAUGCCAUGAAGAUACCUUCCCAGUAGCAGGUGCUAAUGAUCUGUCAACAGAAGUGGAAUUGCGAAAGAGAUAUAGGCCUGAUGUUGCUCAAAUUGACAUGUUGAGUACUGCUAUACCACCUGAAGAAUUCAUUUGCCCUUUAUCUUCGAGAUUGAUGUAUGAUCCUGUUGUCAUUGCUUCUGGGCAAACAUUUGAAAGGAUGUGGAUUCAGAGGUGGUUUGAUGAAGGUCAUGAUGCAUGUCCAAAGACGAAUGUGAAGCUGGCUCACUUAUCAUUGACCUCAAAUAUUGGCUUGAAAGACAUUAUUUCGAAAUGGUGUGCAGCACAUGGUUUGUCUAUUCCCAACCCAAACAAGGAAGCAGAACUUGUCAAGUCUUGUGAAACUUCUACCAAUUCCAUCGCCAGCUUGAGCAGUUCUUUGAAUGAUCUAUAUCUUCCACUAGAUUUCAGUGGUUCAGCAGAUUUCUUGCAUUCUAAGAUGAGUAGAGAUGUAAAUCUUUUGUCAAUGAAAAAUGACAAUGAUUCACCUAGAUUUCAAUCGUCUGCAAGCACACAGGAAAUCAAUUUGGAGUAUUUUGCUAGAAUCAGUUCACUUCCCUGGGAUUCUCAGUGCACCAUGGUUGAAAAUGUCAAGCACUUUUUGAUGGGCAAUAAUGAAGCUUGCACAGUGAUGUCCUUUGGGAACUUCGUUCAACCACUUCUUAGAUUUAUGAAGGAUGCACACAACACUCAUGACGUGGAAGCUCAGAUGAUUGGAUGUCAAUUGUUAUUAGAAUUUGUACAGAAAUGCAGAAUACAUAUAUCUUGCAUGGAUGAAGAUGCAUAUAGUCUUUUGGGAUCAUAUCUUGAUACGGAGGUAGCUCAACAAGCUCUUGCCAUAUUGGAGGUUUUGUCCUUCGACAAAGAUUCUGAAUACAAGAUUGCAGCAUCUGGGGCACUCACUUGUAUCCUGAAUAUAGUUGACACCCAGCUUGAAGAAUUGUUGGAACCAGCCUUAAAAAUAUUGAGUAAUUUGUCAUCAAGUAGUGAAAUCGGUUCCUUUCUUGUGUCUCGAGCAUUCAUCCCCAAACUAGUUCCACUAUUUGAAAAUAACACUCUGGCAAGAUACUGUGUAACCAUUGUGAAAAAUUUGUGCGACAAAGGAGAUGCUAGAGUUUCUGUUGCUGAAAGUGAUGGCUGCAUUUCUUCGAUUUCCAAACUACUCGAGAGUGACAGUCAUGAGGACCAAGAGCAUGCGGUCGAUAUUCUUCUUUCUUUAUGCUCGGAGCGUGUUCAAUAUUGUCAGCUGGUCAUGGACGAGGGUGUUAUCACUGGUCUUGUUAAUGUAUCUGUUAACGGGAACAAUAGAGCAAAGUCCAUGGCAAUGGAACUACUACGGAUAUUGAAAGAUGAAUUUAGUACUGAUAAAGAAUGCUCGGGUUCAGAUGUUGCUAUGGACUACUCUACCAGCGAAAGCAAAGCUAAAAUUCCGUCUUCUAAAGCACCUGGAAUAUUUAGCAAAAUUUUCUCCAGACCAAGUGUUUUGACAGCGAAGAAGAAGAAAAAAGAGACAUGAUUUGUAGUUUGUUUGAUUAGACCUAUUUUUGAGAGAAUCUGUAGUGCGAUAAAACUCAUGUAGUUAGCUGUUAAGUAGUCGUGCAAGUGCACAGUUUCAUCUCAGAAUGUUUUGUAGGCUAGGUUUGAUCUGUUCUGGUUCAUGCAUGCUCCCCUUCGCAAAUGUUCAAGUGAUUUGGUGUAUAUAGAAAUGUAUACUAUGUAUUGUCUGUAGGAUAAAGCUUGGCAUGUGCAUAAAAUUAUGUAAACCAAGCACAACUCUUGUCUGUAUCAGAAAUUAUUGCAGUUAUCAAUA